Messenger RNA from Silurus meridionalis, 1605 nucleotides. RefSeq names its product caveolae associated protein 4b (gene cavin4b). The record is from RefSeq and is a predicted model, not a curated record. Lineage: Eukaryota; Metazoa; Chordata; Actinopteri; Siluriformes; Siluridae. Bases 315 to 1247 code for a protein of 310 amino acids. Gene Ontology annotation, biological process: regulation of gene expression. Gene Ontology annotation, cellular component: caveola; cytoplasm. The transcript has 2 exons.
CCCUGCCUGUUCAGUUCAGGUUUUUCUCAGUUGCUAUCUAGCUCUCUGUGGGGCUUAGGGUGGCCUGUUGUCUGCCCUUUGAGCCCCUUGGAUUUCUGUGGGGUGGAGCUUUCAUGAUAUUCUUCCCAACAGCCCAGUGAGGCUUUCUCUGAAGGAGUGCAUCUCACCCUAGUGCGUCUUCUAAGCUAGUUAAAGCUGAUGAUACGAAGAUUUAUCCUAACCUCAAGUCCAACGUCAGCCUUUCUAUCUGAAGACCCUUAAAACCUGGUAUCUACUCUUCCAGGCAGGAGCGUUCGAGCAUAGGAAGGCUAGGCAUGGCGGAAAAACUGGGACUCGUGGCUGCUACGGAUGAACCCAAUGCCUUGAAUAUCCUCACUCUCCUGGAACGUGUGGCUGGGAUCAUUGACAAUGUGCAUGCGUGCCAGCAGCGCAUGGAAGAGAGACAGCUGGAGGUGGAGAACAAUGUCAAGUCAAUCCAGGAAGACGUAGUGAAGCUGACCAAAGAGCACACCACUACCAGCGGCAUCGUGGAAAAGCUACUGGAGAAAACGCGCAAAGUGAGCUGUCACAUCAAGGACGUGAGGGUCCGCAUAGAGAAGCAAAACAUACGCGUCAAGAAGGUGGAAGAAACGCAGGCUGAGCUGCUCAACAAAAACAAGUUCCGUGUGGUGAUAUACCAGGGUGAAAAUGAGGUCCCAGCUGCAGCAGGCCCUAAGGACACCCCGAAAGGAGCAGCAGGUGGUGAGGCAUCUGUAGAUCCAGCUGGAUCCGAGACCUUAAUUCCCGACUCGGAUGAGGAAUACAUGGUCGUCGAAGAAGCCGACUCCACGGCGGCCAAGAUGAAGAAGACCGGCCUGAAGCGCAUCGAGAGUCUGAAGAACACCUUUUCCCGUGAGAACAUGACCAAGACCAGGGAGAAUCUGGGAACCAGGGUUAAUAAGCUGGGGGAGCGUAUCGUGACAGCCGAGCGUCGUGAGAAGAUCCGCCAGUCGGGUGAACGCCUGAAGGAAACCAUAACCAAGAACGUCCCGGCGAAGCUGAACCUGAAGAAGGAGAGGACUGUGGCUGAGGGUCAGGAGGGGGCAGAGGGUACCACAGAAAGCGUAGCGCCCAUUCCGCCACCCAAGGGGCGUAAACCCAGUCCAAACGUGGCCUACACAGAGCCCACACCAAAGAAGGAAGGAGCAGAAGGAGGCAAAGCGGAAGAGCCCGAAGUGAAAAUGUAUGACAUGAAGGAGCGUUCAUAAGCAGCAAGACAUCAGUGGACUCGAAGGAAUAUUCGCAGGUUUGGGUCAAGAGUUUUACAGUUCCUGAUGGAAACAGACUUGUAGCACCUGGUGGUAACACGGGUCAGAAUUUACAGUAUGGACUUGGACAUGUUGCUUGGAAUAAUAAUGGAUAUUUAACGAUUAAGAUGAAUAAUGAUGUGAGAGGGAACGAGUGCACUGGGGGAGUCGGGUUCCUCCGACUCGCCCGGGCAAGCAACUACUCUAGAUUUUGCAUGCGACAAUAUUUGUGUUAUGUCCUGUGCUGUUGCGUUGAAAUUCUCUUUUACUAACCACGGUCUUCUCACCUAGCCAUUUGAAAUAAACAAAAUCAACUCGA